UUUACUUUUUCUCCUUCUAGGUGCAGAUAAAACGUCUUAAUUACGACAUCAACUUCAAUGGCUUCAACAAGGAAAUACUCGGGCGUUUUCAUAUUUAUGAUUCUUUCAAGUCUUGGAUUUCAAGCAUCAUGUGACACUGGGAUCGGAACCAUUAAUGAUCCUCCAUACUUACCUUCAGCGUGUUACGGGUAUGAAGAUAAAGGAGUUAUGAUAGCAGCUGCAAAUGAAGAUCUAUGGCAAGGUGGAGCUGCUUGUGGAAAAUAUUUCCAGGUGACUUGUACCGGUGGAACGAAUCUUGGUACACCACACCCUUGCACCGACAACCCUACAGUGACUGUAAUCAUCACCGACUUUUGCCCGCCACCUGGUUGCAAGGGUGACCUUGACUUGUCACAUGAAUCGUUUUCUGCCAUCGCUGAUCCCGCAGCUGGAGGAAUUAAAAUCUCUUACCAACAGGUUUGAGAAGAAAGAUCAUGGAAGUUGUAUACAGCAACAAACUUUUCUGGAGAAAGAACCCCUUUAAUAACACCAGAGCACGAUGCAGUAUCUCAAUUUCGAAAAUAUAUAUGAACCUAUGUUUUCCAUUUUAUUUGAUGCUACUAUUAAAUUAAGUUAAUCUCUCUUCUAGUUCUUUGCUAGAGGUGGAGCUUUGUUUUUGUUUUGAUAUAUCUCGCCCGUUCCAAAAACAAAA
Messenger RNA from Lactuca sativa (garden lettuce), 691 nucleotides. The record is from RefSeq and is a predicted model, not a curated record. NCBI's taxonomy places the organism in Eukaryota, Viridiplantae, Streptophyta, Magnoliopsida, Asterales, Asteraceae.